UGACAACUUGUUGAUUUGUUUUCUGCUAAGUGAGUACGCCCUUCUAUUUAAAUACCAAAAUACAUUUAUUUUCGUACCGACCGAACGUAAACUUAUGAAAUUUUAAAACUGUAGAAAUUACCAGAACUGCUUGCAACAAAAAUGGAUUUCUAUUCAUUUAUGGCGAAGCAUGAAAAAGAAAUUGAUAUUGAUGAUGUAAAUGAUGAAAUAAAUGCUUUAUUACAAAGGAAGAACAAUUCACAAUUUAUAUCGGAAAAUUUGAAAUGCGAUGAAGAGAAUUUGACUGAAAACCUAAUUACACUGGAUGAGGAACUUCUCAUAUUCGGGAUUAAUUCUAUGUCAUUACAAUGCUCAAAAAAUCCAGCAGUCUCGUUGUGUAAUGUGAUGUGGGAAUUGAUAACACUUUAUCGUAAUCUCGAGUCUAAGAAAAAAAAAAUUGAAAAUGACAAUCAAGAAAUAUUGAAACAAAAUGAAGUAUUACAGAAAUUGAACAACAAAUUUAAAAGGGAACUGCAAAUUAGCAAUACUGAAAUAUCAGCAUUACAAAUGAAUUGUAACAAAUUAAAAAGUAAACUAGAAAGUGAUAACAAGGAAAAAACAAAACUAAAACGGGACUGUGAUAAAUUACGCAUAUCUUGUAAUUCAAUAGAGGAAAAGUCUAAAAAAGAUUCCCAGCACAUGAAAGCACAAAUGGACAUACUAAAACAUAAAUUCAGGGGACAGUGCGGAAUCUAUGUAUCAAGUGAUAAUCAAGUUAUAAGAGAACUGAGAGAGAAUGAAAAGAAGGUAAUGAAGGAAAAUAGUAUUUUGGCCGAAAAUAAUGAACUAUUAAUGAAUGAGAUUUUAAGAAUGAAGGAAGAGUUGAUCUCUCUAAAGCAGGAGAAUAUUGACUUGAAAUGUAAAGCUGGCACUUAGCUAAAUUUAGUUAAAAAUAAUCAACUAUUAUUGAAUAAGAUUUUAUAUGUGAAGGAAAAGUUUAUCUCGGUAAAGCAGAAGGAUAUUGACUUAACAAGUGU
This is a messenger RNA of Ctenocephalides felis (cat flea), 1016 nucleotides long. RefSeq names its product augmin complex subunit dgt5-like. The coding region runs from base 142 to 915 and encodes 257 amino acids. The record is from RefSeq and is a predicted model, not a curated record. The transcript has 6 exons. Lineage: Eukaryota; Metazoa; Arthropoda; Insecta; Siphonaptera; Pulicidae.